Zootoca vivipara (common lizard) is the source of this 1148-nucleotide messenger RNA. Lineage: Eukaryota; Metazoa; Chordata; Lepidosauria; Squamata; Lacertidae. The record is from RefSeq and is a predicted model, not a curated record.
UUGCAGACCCCUGUGCUAGGCAAUGCCACACUUGACAUUGCCAUCACAGGGCGUACAGGUGCUGGCAAGUCUUCUCUUGUCAAUGCCUUGCGGGGUAUGACAGAUUUUGAAGAGGGCUCAGCUAGGGUAGGGCUGAAACAGACAACCAUGAUUGCGAAAAAAUAUCAGCACCCGAAGUUUCCCAAGGUGACACUAUGGGAUCUACCAGGAAUUGGAACAGAUGAAUUCAGAGCAGAUGAAUAUCUGGAGAAGGUAGAUUUUAGCAAAUACGAUUUCUUUAUCAUUGCUUCAGAACGCUUUACAGAGAGUGACACCCAGCUGGCACGUGAGAUUCAGAAAAUGAAAAAGAAGUUUUACUAUGUGCACCCUAAAAUUAAUCUUAGCAUGGCUGCUGAAAGAAGGAGACCCACCUUCAAUGAAAUGGAGACACUUAAGGACUUAAGGCAAGACUGUUGCGAUAAACUGAGAAAACUGGGAGAGGCUUCUCCAAAGGUUUUUCUGAUAUCAAAUUGGGAUUUGAGCAUGUAUGAUUUCCCCAUUCUGCAAGAAACCUUGCAGAAUGAACUAGAUCAUCUCAAAAGACACGCCUUCCUUCUCUCAAUGCCAACAUUCUCAAGAGAUAUCCUGAAGAAGAAGAAAAUUGAGAUGAGGAACCUUAUUUGGAAGCAGGCCCUUGUGGCUUUGUAUUUUGGCUCUGUGAAUCGGUUAACUCUCCUAUUAUCUUUCCAUGUUUCCUUCUUGUUGACAACACUCAAAAAGCUCUGCAUGGCUUUUGGGUUGGAUGAAGAGUCCCUGAGGAGGCUUGCAAACCGGGUUGGUAAACCUCUAAGUGAGCUGAAAUCAGUUAUUAAGAAGUCUCCACUGGCUAAUGAGAUCAGCGAAGAAUUUGUACUUGAUCUCUUGGCCAGGUCAGAGGUGUGGAAAGCACAGACAGUGCUAGAACAGAUUGUUGAGUUCAUACCUGUGUUGGGCAAUUUAGUUAGUGGAGCUGAUUCUUUCAGAACCAUCUACUUCAUGCUGCAAUGCUUUCUGCAAGAUGUCGAGGAAGAUGCGGAGAAUGUUUUUGCAAAAGCCUCUGAGCACUGAAAGUCCCAAGUAAAGACCCAACCCCUACCUGCUAGUGUUUAGAGAUCUGCUAUUAACAUGGA